Messenger RNA from Trichoderma harzianum CBS 226.95, 648 nucleotides. RefSeq lists its product as hypothetical. Bases 1 to 648 code for a protein of 215 amino acids. NCBI's taxonomy places the organism in Eukaryota, Fungi, Ascomycota, Sordariomycetes, Hypocreales, Hypocreaceae. The record is from RefSeq and is a predicted model, not a curated record. The transcript has 2 exons.
AUGGCUUCCCAAAGCAUGGAGAUUAUCAUGUUUGAUGUACAGCCAAAGGUCAUCAAGGAAACCCAAUCAUUGCUCACCAAUAGCGAGUGGGACGAUGCUCUUUCUACAUUAAAGAAACAAGAUGGCGUACGAACAGCUUAUUGGGGUCAGACAAUCGAGUCCCAAGACAAAGUAUACCUGCUAAUUGACUGGAUCUCAGCCCAACAGUGCAUCAAGUUCAAACAAUCCCAAAGCUUUAAAAGCUUUCUCACGAACCUCGAUCUCAUAAUCCUAGGCAGUCCUCGGUCUAUACAUGUACCCAUCGCUCCACAGAUGUGUUUGCCAAUCUUCCGCGACGGACUGACGGAAAUUGCAAUAUUCUCCUCCUACAACUCGAGUUUUAUCGAGACAUUUGACAAUUUUUCAUCCAUCAUUAAAAAUUCUCCGGGGUGUACUGGUAUUAUGAAAGAUAUUGCGAGAAGCGAAAUCUCCGGAGAAAUGGGGGAGAUUGAAGGAAGUGAGCAGCUGUAUGUUGCAAUGAUUGGGUGGCUAGAUCUGGAAGCACAUCGUAUUGCGAUGGAGUCAAAAGGGUUUAAAGACAACGUUCCGUCGGUUGAGGCUUGUGUUCAAGAGAUCAUUGUGUACCAUAUUAAGAUGAUUAUGGUUUAG